Messenger RNA from Dermacentor silvarum, 2053 nucleotides. Its product is annotated as retinol dehydrogenase 13. Bases 185 to 1375 code for a protein of 396 amino acids. NCBI's taxonomy places the organism in Eukaryota, Metazoa, Arthropoda, Arachnida, Ixodida, Ixodidae. The transcript has 7 exons. The record is from RefSeq and is a predicted model, not a curated record.
AGUGGCCUCCUUUCACAACGGCCAAGACAGCGAAGGCUGCGGCUGGCGCGGGUGCCGGCGGGCUGCGGCAGAUGCGUUCCCGUUUUAUAACUCGGGAGGGCUCUUUUCGGAAGGAGGAUUGGCGUCGGAUUGGCUGGUGCCUGGUGGAUCGGCAAAACAAGACGGCGCCUGACACACCCAUUCCAUGUCGACGUCGCCGCAGCAGUGGAUAACCGGCCGUCCACCCUUUCUCGCCGUAAACCGAUUGCUGUUCGUCGAAAGCCGGGUUCAGCACACGAUAAUCCUGCUGCUCGUCGUGAUACUGUGCGUCUUCGCGACCGUCGUCAUAUUCAAGGCACUCUCUCGUAAGAAGAGGAAGGCCGUGGACUGCCUGGACCAUUCGCACGACGACGUGGACAUGCGUGGCAAGACCGUAGUCGUCACUGGAGGCAAUGCCGGCAUCGGCUUCGAGACAGCGCUCGAACUGUCUCGACUCGGCGCCCGGGUGAUCGUGGCGUGUCGUUGUCCGAGCAAGGGCCACGCUGCCUGCGAAGCUAUCCGCCGCCUCACCGGAAACGACCUGGUCGAGUUCGCGCUGCUCGACGUCGCGUCACUGGCAUCGGUGCGUCGCUUCGCGAACAGGCUGCUGGCCUCCGAAGAGCGCCUCGACGUUCUCGUCAACAACGCCGCGAUCACAGCACCACCACAGAAACGGUUGACACAUGAAGGCAUAGAAAUUACCUUGGCCACCAAUUACCUCGGGCCCUUCCUGCUCACCAAUUUGCUGCUGGACCUUUUGACGCGCAGCGGACCGAGUCGAGUAGUGAACGUGACGUCGGCGCUCUACCGCUUUGGCCGUGUACCGUGGGAGCAGCUGGAGACAUCCGGAGGUGACGGCGUUAGCGUCGAGUACCCUGGUGUUGAAUCAACGUACGCCAGUAGCAAACUCUUGCUCAACUUGUUCAGCGUCCAUCUAGCACGCCAACUCCAAGGAACCGAGGUGACGUGCAACGCGGUCCACCCGGGCGUAGUGGCGACAACCAUCAACCAGAAAGAACCAGGCUUGCGCCAUUUCCUCUGGAACUCAUUUCUCCAUACAUUCGGAACGAGCCCUCGCAAAGGAGCACGGGGUUCGGUGUAUCUCUCGUCCUCGCCAGGCCUGCGUGACGUCACUGGAAAGUACUUCGUCUCCUGUCGACAAUCGUCCUGGUCCAGCAAGGUCCUCGACGAUGAGACGGCGCACAAAGUUUGUCGCCGGAGCGCAGAGCUCGUCCGAGCUGUCUUAGCAGACGCCCACUCUGCAAGGGCUCCUUCGUCUGCUGGGACAGCGGCGCAGGAGACAGCCAGUUUUGCAGGGCUACUCGACGAUCAUUCGACAAGGCGCGACAGUUCUUGAAUGCCACAUUUAGUAAGAUUAACAGCUAACUCGAAAAAAAUUUUAGACCACAGAAAAAAAAGUUUAAGUUAAUGUAGGUAUAGAGGAGCCUCCAUGCAAAAUUUUCCGUUUGAAAUACAAUUGGAAGCAUCACAAAAAGCUCCCAGAAAUAGCCGUUUUUGAUUUCGACGCUGAAAAAAAAUCGCUCCCAUUAGCGGCCACCGGAAGUGACGCAUGACAUACAGCACGCGGCUCUUUGGCAUGAUUGCGUGACAUGGAACACAACAUAAUCUUUCAAUGGCCUCCAGGACAUUGCAGCAUCAGCGGGAACGGCCGCGCCGACGAAGCCAUCCGACCUGCACAUGAAAGUGCAGGUCGAAAGAACCUCCGCGCAGAAGGCUUUCUUCGCGCUACCAAGAUUCCUGCCGUCUACGGGCCUUCACGAUAGACUUUAAAAAUGCCGCCCCCUACCGCUCUAUAGUGUACGCGGUUUGUUUGUGCUCGUCUCCCCCCCCCCCCCCCCCCAUUUUCUGCUCUCUUUUUUUCUCUCCUUCCCUCCGUGCAGGGUAGCCAACCGGAACUACCUCUGGUUAACCUCCCUGCCUUGCUAUGCAUCUUUUUUCUCUCCUCAGCAUGACCUCCGAGAUGAGGUGGCGCCCGCGGCUGCCUGUGGCGCGCUGAGAUCUCAGAGGCUGUGUG